Anolis carolinensis (green anole) is the source of this 4025-nucleotide messenger RNA. RefSeq names its product kyphoscoliosis peptidase. The transcript has 13 exons. Gene Ontology annotation, biological process: neuromuscular junction development; muscle organ development. Lineage: Eukaryota; Metazoa; Chordata; Lepidosauria; Squamata; Anolidae. The record is from RefSeq and is a predicted model, not a curated record. The coding region runs from base 299 to 2347 and encodes 682 amino acids. Gene Ontology annotation, cellular component: cytoplasm.
AACAUGGCCACACAACCCAGAAAACUCACAGCAACCCAGUGAUUCUGGCCAUGAAAGCCUUUGACAACACAUUAAACACCAAACUUUUGCAUGACUUUCCUUAGUUCAGGUCUAAAGAAGAAAAUAAACUCUUUCAUUCAUUCAGUCAUUCAUUCAUUUCUGUUCUACUUUUCGCCCAUAUAGGACCCAUUAAAUAUCAUGACAUUUAUAAAUUAUUUGUUUAUCUAUGUGCUAAAUGAUAUAAACAAUCAUUUGGUUUAUGGCUAUUGUUCCUUUUAGCUGAACAUCCAGAGGAGGAAUGGCUUUUCAUGAUAGUUUAUCUCGCACUCAGAAGAUACUACUCUCCAUCUUCUGCUUUCCGGUUCUUCCUUUCUACCUCUGCUACGUAUACUUUACAAAGAGUGAGGAAGAUGAAGGGACAUCGAACAGUGCUGCAGCUCAAGCAGAAGAAGGGAGGAUUCAAGAAGCAGCAGACAGGCAAUCCAGAUUCACAGGCCAGGCAGUGGAAACACAGUACGAUGCACAGCCACCAAUUGUUACCUUUCAGCCGAAUCAAGAUCGUGUCAGUAUUGAAAUACUUCCUAGGUAUCCCACACCACAUACACGGAAGAAGUCAUCCAUCAGAAAAGUUUUCCUUUCUGUGGUUUUUCUAGAAAAUCAAGUAUUUCCUGAUCAGAUAGGAAAAGUUAAUAAAGGUUUUCAAGAUGAUGGAGAACAACGGCCAACAUUGUCUGGGAGACAAGACCACUAUGCUUAUCCAUGGGAUAAAUCCAACCUAAAAUCAAUGUCAAUAGACAUUGAACAGUUUAAGAGUCUGGAUGUUUAUGCAUCAAAGGUGAAUGUCAGGAACAGUGUGGAAAACCUGGUGAACGUCUUGCUCCAAAGAGCCCACAGUGAUCUGGAGAAAGUCAGAGCCAUUUGGAUAUGGGUGUGCCAUCACAUAGAAUAUGAUGUGGAAGGGUUCCAUAAUGAAGCCAAGAGGUCUUGUGCACCAGCAGAUGUCCUUCGGUCAGGAAAGAGUGUUUGUGCUGGAUACGCAGCGCUCUUUGAACAAAUGUGCAGCAUUGCAGGGAUACAGUGCAAACAAGUCUCAGGCUUCUCCAAAGGGUACAGCUACAGACCAGGAAAAGUGUUUAAUGGGGAAAGUGAUCAUGCCUGGAAUUCUGUUCACCUCGAUGGAAGGUGGCAUCUUCUGGACAGCACAUGGGGAAGUGGUACUGUAGAUGACUCUUGUGCCAAUUUCACUUUCAGAUACAAUGAAUUUUACUUCCUUACUCAUCCUGCUCUAUUUAUUAAUGAUCACUUCCCAGAAGAUCAGAAGUGGCAACUUUUGAAGCAGCCCCUGACGUUGCAGCAGUUUGAAAAGAACGCACACUUUAGGCCUAAAUUUUAUACCACAGGGCUGGUUGAAUCUUCCGCAAAAACAAUAGCAAUUGAAACAGAAAAUGGCAAAGCAACCAUUUUUAUUGAGAGCCGUGUUCCUGUUCUCUUCCUGGUUUCACUGAAUGGGGCAAAGGAGCACUGUCUGAUGAUGUUGCAAAAGAAUGGGGUUUUGCUGGAAGUCUAUCCUCCACAGACGGGGACUCACCGUUUGGAGAUCUUUGCCAAAGCCAACAAAGACACAGAGAAAGAGUACAGCAGUGUGUUGGAAUACUCCUUGAAAUGUCGCUCUGUAGACAGAAGCAUAUCUUUGCCUAGAGCGCUCAUCCAGCCAGUGGGGCCCAGCUGGCAUUCGGAGGAGAACGGGAUCCUCGAGGCCUUGCCUGAUUGCCCUAUCAUCCGCAGUGAUGAUGGCCGUUGUGUUGUCACUUUCACCCGAAAGAAAAAUCUGGAUGUCUUUGCUACUUUGGAUUCAGAUUCCAGCACAGUGCCAGAAGAUAUAAGGAGGCGCCAUAUUUGGAAAACCUGCCAAGGAAGCCAGGUGGAGUUAAAGAUUAAUCUUCCUCAUUCUGGGGACUUUGCUCUGCAUAUCUGGGCAAAGAAGGCAUCUGAUCCGGGAAGCCACCAGUGUGCCCUCAGCUACCUACUCUCCUGUCCAAACAAGAGUGUGAUGUGGCCAGUUUUUCCACUGACAUAUCGGAACUGGGAGGAAAACUACGAGCUGGUAUCACCUCUGGCUGGUAUAUUGCCAGCCAACCGCCAGGUUCAGUUUAAGCUCAAGAUGCCAGGUGUAGAUGAGGCAUCUGUUCAGUGUGGAAAGACUUACCCACUGACUCACCGUGGAGAUGAUUUUUGGGAGGGAGACUGUCACACUUCAGGCAGCUCCAAAGUUAGAGUAAUGGUGUCCCAAAAUGCCAAUGAUAACACCUUCUGGUCUGUGUUGGAGUACAAAGUCGAAAGUCACUAGGAUAGAUGAAGAGUGCAUCGACACUGUAGAUUGAAUGUAGCUUAACUCCACUUUAACUGCCAUGGCUCAGUGCUAUAGGGUCAAAGGAGAUUUCACCAGAUCUUUAGCCUUCAUAGCCAAAGAGUGCUGAUGCCUUGUCAAACUACAAAUCUGAGGAUUUCACAGCACUGAGUAUCUAAAGUAGGGUCAAACUGCAUUCAUUCUACACUGUAGUUGCAUCUGAAAACAACGGGACUUCUUCAGAAAUUACCCACCUCUAAUGGAGUAUGCAAGUUUUGAUUUAUCUGAUGUUCUCAAUGUAUAUAAGUAAAAUAAAGCUAAACUCUGUCUUCCUUUCUCUGAGCUUCCAAGUAUGGAUAUAUCUAGAGACGGGUGCUAUCAUCAUACCUCAUGGAUGGAAUUUUUCAAGAGGUGUUAUAAACCAUUGUAAUCAUCCUGUUUUUUCCAGAUGUUUGUUCUGGUUUUUUUCCCUCCUGCUACAGAAAACUGAUUGAAGCAGGAAAAGUAUAAUAAGAACACUGUUUAUGUAUUAAUAAAAAUAUUUAUAUUCUGCUUGUGUCAAAAAUAAUCCCAGGGCUGCAUAUAAUAAAAGAUCUUGACCAAUUUAAAAUAGGAAGCUGUGAUUUACACACAUGACUAACUAGAACAGACAAACAUGUUUUUUAAUAUAGACGGUAGUAUGAAAAGAGCAAGAUCACAUUUCACAUUCCAGAAAGAUAGACUCAGUCAAGGCAGUCAUGACCCUAAGUCUACAGGAUCUGAGCAGGGAUACUGAGGAUAGUGUGAUUUGAAAGUCCAUUCAUUCUCAUAAUAAGUUGAACAUGUAAACACAAGCAGAUUUCUUAUCUCUUCACAAAUUGUUAAUUCAAGCUCUGUUUAAUAUGAUAAAAACCAAAAGAAAGGAAUGCUUGAAGGGAGUUGCAAUUGUUUUCCCAUUCUGCUUCCCUUGAGCCACCUGUGUGUCUGUUGCUCCAUAUUUUGACAGCACGAUCAACUGUUUUGAGCUUUUAAAGAGUGUCCAUGUGCUGGAGCAGUCCACAAAAAGGGAAGGGAAACAUGCUUUGCAUGACUUUAGGGAUAUGUAGUCGUGUGAAGGUGCACGUUUUUGGGAUGGAGUUGGGUUUUAAGCACACCUUUUAAACACAUGCUUUUAGCUGUUAACUGGGAGCCCUCAGUGGUGCAAUGGAGUAAACCCUUGUGCUGGCAGGACUGCUGACCAAAAGGUCAGCAGUUAGAAUCCGGGGAGUGGGGUGAACUCCCAACUGUGCUUGCAAUGGAAAUGGACCGAGAGAAGGGCCUCUCCUGAGGACCUUGGGACCUGGGCAGGUUCAUGAAGGGAGAUACAAUCAGGCAAAAAGACUGGACCCAAGCCAUAUAGGGCUUUAUGGGCCAUAACCAUCACUUUGAAUUGUGCAUGGAAAUAGACUGGCAACCAGUAGAACCACCCUAGUUAGCAAUCUGGCUGCAGCUCUCUGGACCAGCCAAAGGUUCUGAACACUCUUCAGAGGCAACUUUACAGAAAUCUAAAUGGGAUGUAAACAAAGCAUGUAUUACCGUGGCCAGAUUUGAUAUCUUGAGGAAUAGGCUCAAUCCUGGCCACUGCAGAUACCUGGGCCUCCAGGUUCAGAUUUGAGUCCAGGAGAACCUCCAAACUACUGGAUCCCUAUUCCCUGAUCUG